Messenger RNA from Dovyalis caffra, 291 nucleotides. The record is from the annotation of a GenBank genome assembly. NCBI's taxonomy places the organism in Eukaryota, Viridiplantae, Streptophyta, Magnoliopsida, Malpighiales, Salicaceae.
AUGAUGGUUCAUUUCUCAGCCAUUUUCAGUUGUUUUGGCCUCUCAUCAUCUUCACCUUCUUGGGCCCCCAAUGUUGAAAAAGUCACUGAUGCAAAACAACAUAGUCCUAAAAAAUUAGAGCGCAAAACAGAAUCAUCCGGAGCUCCCAUUGUAGUUUCCUACUUUCCUGUUAAUUCUUACCGCUCUCUUCUGUCUAAGGAAGCUGCAGUAAGCAACACUUUGAAUAUUCUGGUCAACGCCAUAAGUAAAAGUCUGUUUAAAACCAUCAUUCAAGCAGCCAAACACAGGUAG